AGACACAUAGAAGAUGACGAAUACGAUGAAGCAGGUAGUACCGAAAAUUUAGGUUUAGACAUCAUAAAACAGCUAAAGAAAAACGAAAAGAAAAAUAUUGAGGAAAGGUGUCGUGACGUAUUGCGCAAUGAGGCAGAAAACGUAAAGCAAAACAUCAAAUUUGGAGAAAAAAUUAUCAAAGAAACAGCAGAAAUCAUCACAGAUCUCUGGGAACUAACUUUAGAAGAUCGCUGGAAGUUUUAUCGUUUCUGGGUCUCCGAGUAUAUAGAAUCAGAAAAACAACAACUGAUAGACACUGAAGAACUUAUCAGUGCAUUGUUUGAUAGAUACAAAAAAGCUAAACUUCAAAUUGAUGAACUGAUUAUGAGCAAAGCAUCUGUUAUUGCACUGACAACAACGGCUGCAGCCCGAUAUUACGAUUCUCUAGCAAAACUGAAACCAACAAUUACAAUUAUAGAGGAGGCUGCUGAAGUAUUGGAAGCACAUAUUGUUACAGCCCUCAGUCAAAAUUGUCAACACGUCAUUCUUAUAGGUGACCACAAACUACUGGAACCUAAACCAGCUGUUUACGAACUUGCAGUUAAAUUCAAUUUGUCGGUCUCUCUUUUUGAAAGAAUGAUAAAUAACGAUUUACAUUAUUAUUUCCUGCAAAGACAACAUAGAAUGAGACCUGAUAUUGCAGAUCUGGUCAGACAUAUUUAUCCUACUUUGGCAGACAACGAAAAUGUAACUUAUUACGAAGAUGUUGGAGGAAUUCGACAGAAUCUUUACUUUAUCAACCAUUCGAGCCCUGAAGUUUACAGCGAUGAUGGAAGAAGUUAUUCCAAUGAAUUCGAAGCUGAAUAUGCAAAAUAAUUAUGCAGAUAUUUGUUGAACCAAGGCUACAAGCCUAGUCAAAUAACGAUUUUAGCAGCCUAUUCAGGUCAGAUGUAUUGUAUUCAAAAGAAAAUGCCUAAAGCAGAAUUUGAAGGUGUCACCAUAUGUGUUUUAGACAACUAUCAAGGCGAAGAAAAUGAAGUCAUCAUCUUGUCCUUAGUUAGAAGCAAUCAGAACGAGGGUAUAGGGUUUCUUAAUAAAGAAAACAGGAUAUGCGUUGCAUUAUCUCGAGCCAAGAAGGGACUGUACAUCAUAGGCAACAUUGAUACUCUGACAAAGAAAUCCAAACAUUGGCAGGUUAUAUCUAAUAAACUAAAAAGUAAAAACGGCAUCGGCAAAGGUUUGUUUUUGUAUUGUCAAAAUCACCCCGAAAAGCAGGAAAUUCAAGCAAUAUCUCCAUUGGACUUCCUAAAAGCCCCCGAUGGUGGAUGUGGUAUUCUCUGUGAGUUUAGGCUGGAUUGUGGUCAUGCAUGCCGAUUUAGAUGUCACAAUUUUGAUAGGGAUCAUACCGAAUAUAAAUUUAUGAAAAACUGUCCAAAGACAUGUCCGAACGAACACCAAUGCCGUAGAAGAUGUCACGAACCCAAUCCAUGUGAAUGCUCUGUAAAAAUAGAAAAACAACUUCCAUGUGGACAUAUUAACCUAGUAAAAUGUUAUAUGGAGCCCUCGGAGCAUAAAUGUUAUACAGAAGUAGAGAGACUUCUCAAAUGUGGCCAUACCUCUUUAAUGCCUUGUCACACAAAAGUUGACAGCUUUAAGUGUAAAGAAAAAGUAAUCGAUACGAGAUCUAAAUGCAGUCAUGAAUACGAAAGAGAAUGUCACGAAUCUAAGCGUGUAUUCGAAGAUAAAAUCAAAUGCUUGAUAAAAACAGAAAAGACCUUCAAGACGUGCAAACACAAGAUUAUUGUAGGAUGUCAAACUGAUUUUGAUAAAAUAAAAUGCAAGGAGUCCGUCACAAAGAAAUUCAACUGCGGACAUACGGUUGAAGUAGAUUGCUAUCUAGCAAAAAAUGUAACUUGCAAAGAAAAAUGUACAAAGGUUUGCGACAAACUUCAUGUAUGUAAUGGGAUAUGUCAUUAUCCUACUCCAUGUAAUUGUUCCGAAAUUAUAGAAAGAGUCAUAUCCGGAUGUCAGCAUGUACAGAAAAUGUCUUGUUCAGAGGACUUGAACACGUUUGAAUGUUUGGAAAUUGUACACAAAACCUUACCAACAUGUGGCCAUAUAAACAAGGUAGAAUGCUAUAAAAAUCCAAAGCAUAUUUAUUGUUCAUUUGAUACUAAAAAGAAAAUGCCGAACUGUCAACACGAACAAAUCCUUCCAUGUAGUACAGAUCCGGUAUUAGACCAUGUCCGGUGUAUGUCGGACGUUGACGUAUACUUAAAAACAUGUGGACAUUCUCUCAGCGUUAAGUGUUGGGAAUCAAAAGAGGAAAGGGAAGAAUCGGCUUUACAAUGCAAUGUAGCAGUUCCGUAUACGUAUCCGUCAUGUAACCACACAACAAAUAUCCCAUGUAGUAUGAAACAAGUCAUCGAUAAAAUCGAUACUGCAGAAAAAGCAAUGAAUACAAAUGAUAUACCUUUAUGUUGUCAUCACAUUUGCUCCCAUCCGAAUCAGUCAACUGGAAUUUCCGAUGAAUCACAGAAAAUGAUGAGCGCAGAGGAACAAGAAGACUUUCCAACUUUGACUAAAAUUGAUAAGAAACCAGAAGGCAAUCUCAAAUUUUACUGUCCAAAGAAAGAUAAUCCGACCAUAGCAACAACAAAACAACAGACACGAAAGAAGAGACGAUGA
Mytilus californianus (California mussel) is the source of this 2667-nucleotide messenger RNA. RefSeq names its product NFX1-type zinc finger-containing protein 1-like. NCBI's taxonomy places the organism in Eukaryota, Metazoa, Mollusca, Bivalvia, Mytilida, Mytilidae. Gene Ontology annotation, cellular component: nuclear RNA-directed RNA polymerase complex; nucleus. Gene Ontology annotation, molecular function: zinc ion binding. The transcript has 2 exons. The coding region runs from base 928 to 2667 and encodes 579 amino acids. Gene Ontology annotation, biological process: regulatory ncRNA-mediated heterochromatin formation. The record is from RefSeq and is a predicted model, not a curated record.